Lycium ferocissimum is the source of this 2293-nucleotide messenger RNA. RefSeq lists its product as uncharacterized. The transcript is spliced from 8 exons. Gene Ontology annotation, molecular function: cytoskeletal adaptor activity; actin filament binding. Gene Ontology annotation, cellular component: actin filament. The record is from RefSeq and is a predicted model, not a curated record. NCBI's taxonomy places the organism in Eukaryota, Viridiplantae, Streptophyta, Magnoliopsida, Solanales, Solanaceae. Gene Ontology annotation, biological process: actin crosslink formation. The coding region runs from base 55 to 2133 and encodes 692 amino acids.
CUCGGAACUAAAUUCAAUUGGACGAAAAAUAUAGUGAUUGAAAAAAAAUAAAAAAUGGGGGGCUACAGUGUCGAUUCUUCAAAAUCCUCAGCUGAAUCUAACUUCAGAAAACUUGAUGAUGUGUUCUUGCAGACACAAACAAGAAUAUGGCUUGGGGAAGUUUUGAACAUGAGGUUGGAUGAACACCUACAUAUUUCUGAUUUGCUUGCCGAUGGGGAUCUUCUGUUUGAAGUCUCCAAAGUAAUAUGGAAUAUGCUAUUGGCAAAGUGCGGAGAGCUAAUACAUUUGAAGUAUGAACCACUUGGUUCGCGAAGAUGCAGUGGGAGAUAUAUGCCUUACUCUAAUGUUGACUCAUUUUUGAAGAUCUGCAAAAUACUGGGAUUAAAUGGUAUUGAUCUCUUCUCCCCAUCAGAUGUCGUUGAGAAAAAGAACAUUCGGAAAGUUUGCAUUUGCUUAAGGGCUCUCUCAAAUAAGGCCCGUUCCAAACAAUUGAAGGUUCCUGACUUCGACUUGGUGACCUAUACGGUAGUCAUGCCAAAAAAUAUGGUGGGUGGCAUUCGAAGAAGCUUGGAGACUUCACAGAGCAGCCUUUCAAGUUCUUCUGGUUAUUACUCAUAUAAAGAAAGAAGAUCAAAACUUACGGAGAGAAAUAAAAUCACAGGUUCUGAAGCAAACUAUGAUUCAGAGUCUGACGAGGCUGAGAGCAAGUUUGUGGGAGAAGAAUCUUGUUGCUCAUCUAUGAAUCAGCUUGAAGAUGAUAAUGCCGCAGAUUCAGAUGCAGACAAUUCUUUUGGCGAAUAUUCAGCUGCUAGCAAGAAUGGAAGAGAGAAAAUUAGUGUACUCUCAUGUCCCCGUGACCACCAUAGAACUUCUAGAGGAAAUGGAGGGAAAUAUAUUAUUGCCAACGAUAGGAUACACUUUGAUUAUAAUGACCUUAAUGUGGAAAAUGAUGAGUCAGUUGUUGGAGAUUCUAUGUAUGAUAACGAAAUGGAAGAUAGUUGUAUUUCUAACUACUUAUCAUUCUCAGAUUCAGUUAUUGGUGGAACUGAUGGUAGUAUGCCUGUAUUGCGGGAAGGUGAAGAAAAUAUUUUGAACUUUUUUAUGGCAAUUGAGUCUUCUAGUGAAGGGAAUGGACAUCAGAAUAAAUUUUCUGAUAAUGAAGAUGCAGAAGUUUCAUCAACCACUAGCAUGAGCUCUGUACUAUGUCGGGUGCAUGCUUUGGAUUUUGAUGACCAAUUUGAUGCAGAUGAAUGUUUAACGCAAGAAACAUCUGGUGCCUUGCUGGAAAAUGAGCCUGAUAGUCAGCAUAAGGAUUCAUCUGCAAGUCAUAAAGCAUGGAAUGUUGCAAGUAAUGAAGUCAUUUUUCAUGAUACUAAAGAACCUUCUGUAGUAAAGCCUAGAAUUUCUGCCAGUCUCAAUGAGCUCACAUAUUCAUGUUCAGAUGAAUUGCUAUCUGCUUCCGCACAGCCUCGUACAGAUAAAUUUGUUUCGUCGCACAGAAAUAACUCAAAUUACUUUGAUCCAGCUGAAGAUAUGGAGGCUGCAAGAAGUAAAGAUAACGUUUGUCUUGAUACUGCAUGUAGAAAUAGUGUGUCUUUAGUUGACAUAAGUGAAGGAUGUGAUGUGAAAUUUGUUUCUGAGGUAGUCAGUAGUUCAUGUGAACCAUCCGUGACUUUGGAUGGUGUUAACAUGGAUCGGAGUUCUGUUAUUUCUUGUGAACAUAUUGAAAAGGGGCAACCCUGUUCCUGCUCUGUCUACGGUUCAGGUGAUGCUAGUGAAGUGUGUGAACCAACACUUCCAGUAGAUGAUGGUGACAGAACGCAUAAAGUUUCAUAUGUGUUGGAACAAAAUGCUUCAGAGGGAAGUCAAGAAACGGAUGCUGGUAAAUUAAAAGACAAACAUCGACAGAGGCCAUUGCUGAAAACAGUUGCUAGAGGCACUGCACUUGUUGGUGUAUUGUAUCUGUUGCUGCAUUUCAGUCGUAGGAGAAACAAACAGGAAAGCAGUGAAGCCGACAAUAGACGAACUCAAAGUAAGAAGUUACGUGGCAGAGAUUUCUCAUAUGGGAAUGGACAAAAUGGGCGUCAAGUAGAUAAAGUUUAUCCUUCUGAAAAACUCAAGUUCAAGAAUUAGAUUCAUCAUCUGUGAGACUUGUAAGAAGCACGACUGUUUUUCAUAUGUUAGUUAAAGCCUAUGUCAUUUUAUUUUACAAUAGAAUAAGCAUGAGAUUUAGUUCAUACGUUAGUAGCACGGUGAAUGGUAAAUUAUUUAGGUUUUUCUAUGCUGUUAAAAG